AGGAGGAAGAGAAAGCAGCCAUGGCUUCUGCUUCUUACAUGGAGGAUUUGACUUGUUCUGUCUGUCUGACUAUCUUCACUGAUUCGGUGAGCCUUCUCUGUGGCCACUUUUUCUGCAGAAAAUGUAUCACAAACUCUCUGAGCAAAAAGGACCAGUGUCCACAGUGUCAGACAACUGUGCCAAAAGAGGAGAAAUAUCUCCCAACCAACCACAUUCUGAAAAGCCUUGCUGACAAAACUAAAGAAGCUGAGAAGAUAAAGAGAGAACAGGGAGAUGAGACCACAGGGGUUGCUCAGUUCUUGUGCCCUGAGCAUGAAGAAAAGCUGAAACUGUUCUGUGAAACAGAUCAACAAUUAGCCUGUAUCAUAUGCCGAGAUGGGGAGAGGCAUAAUGGACACAAAUUUAAACCAAUCAGAGAAGCAGCUACAUCUCUGAGGCAGGAGCUGGAGAAGGGUAUGGAGCACCUUUCUGAUGAGAUCCAUGCCAUAGAGAGCUUAGCCAGUAUACAGAGAGAAGAAAUAACAAAAACCCACAUGAAGUCCCAGGAGCUGAUGACCCAAAUCAACACCCAGUUUGAGGAGAUACACCAGUUUCAGAGACAGAGGGAAGAGGAGAUUAAGAAUGAGCUAAAGGAGAAAGAGAGAGAGGCUGUAGAAGAGAUGACUGAGAAGUUACAGGCAAUGGACCUGGUGUUGUCUGAGAGUAGAGAGCUGCAGGUGAAGGUGACAGCUGCUCUGGAAAUUUCAGACUCAGUGAAGUUCUUGCAGAGCUGGACUGAAGUGAACAACAUGCUGACUCCAGAGUGUUUGUUCAGGCCCAGAGCAAAUGAUCUGCCGGUGGCCCGUGCUUCUCUCAGUUUGGGUCCUUAUGAAAGUAACUUGCAGUUCUUUGUGUGGAAGGAUAUGGUUCAGGUGGUCAAGCCCCGGGCAGGGCUGCUCUCACUGAGAAGAGAAAAUACAGAUGUAACUGUGUCUGAUGACGGACACAGUUUGCUUUGUUCUCCUAAAAGCAGCCAAUCUCAGCCUGGUGCCUUAUCUGGUUCCCAUCUGUAUCACACAAGCAAUAAUGCAUUUAAAACCAGUCUAUUUGGCUCUGCCCAACUCAAGAACUCUUUUGAAUUUGGCUCUGCCCAACCCAAGAACUCUUUCACAUUUGGCUCUGCCCAACCCAAGAACUCUUUUACAAUUGGCUCUACCCAACCCAAGAACUCUUUCACUUUUGGCUCUACCCAACCCAAGAACUCUUUUACAUUUGGUUCUGCCCAACCCAAACACUGUUUCACAUUUGGCUCUGCCCAACCCAAGAACUCUUUUCAAUUUGGCUCUGCCCAACCCAAGAACACUUUUGAAUUUGCCUCUGCCCAACCCAAGAACUCUUUCACAUUUGGCUCUGCCCAACCCAAGAACUCUUUUCCAUUUGGCUCUGCCCAACCCAAGAACUCUUUCACAUUUGGCUCUGCCCAACCCAAGAACUCUUUUCCAUUUGGCUCUGCCCAACCCAAGAACACUUUUGAAUUUGCCUCUGCCCAACCCAAGAACUCUUUCACAUUUGGCUCUGCCCAACCCAAGAACCCUUUUGAAUUUGGCUCUGCCCAACCCAAGAACUCUUUCACAUUUGGCUCUGCCCAACCCAAGAACUCUUUUCCAUUUGGCUCUGGCCAACCCAAGAACCCUUUUGAAUUUGGCUCUGCCCAACCCAAGAACUCUUUUCCAUUUGGCUCUGCCCAAAACGAGAACUCUUCUACAUUUGGCUCUGCCCAACCCAAGAACCCUUUUACAUUUGGCUCCGCCCAACCCAAGAACUCUUUUCCAUUUGGCUCUGCCCAACCCAAUAACUCUUUUACAAUUGGCUCUGCCCAACCCAGGAACUCUUUUGAAUUCGGCUCUACAGCUGCAAUGAAACCUUCUGGAUUUGGCUCUCCCCAUGUGCCUCCAACAUUUGGUAGUUCAUAAUUUAGUAACCCAGAUGAUGGGCGACAUGAAAAAAUUUCUUUUGCUGUCAAGACAAAUCAUGCCUUCAGUGUCAAUGAGUUCACCUCAGGGCAGCAUUAAUGGGAGACAGAGGUUGGACUGAGGAAUUACUGGGAAUUAGGGGUGAAAGGUCUUGGGAAAGCCUGCAGCGCCUACUCAAGACUCCACAACAUCUGGAAGUCCAACAUCUACAAUCUCAAUACCAAGAUCCACUUGUACAACACCCUGGUCAAGCCGGUUCUACUAUAUGGGGCGGAGUGCUGGCGAGUAACCACAAGCAACAUGCAAAUUGUCAGCUCAUUCCACAAUGGAUGCCUGAGAAGGAUCUACCGCAUAUUCUGGCCCAAUAAAAUAUCUAAUAAGGAAUUUACAGAAGAACCGGCUCCCGAAAUGUGAUAUCAGAAAUCAAACACUGUCGUCAGAAAUGGCUUAGACAUGUACUCUGGAUGCCCCCAGACAGAUCCCCAAAGUGGCCCUCAGAUGGACACCACUGGGAAAAAGAAAAAAGAUUCCAACCCAAGAUCACCUGACGAAGAACGGUAGAGGCCGAGAUGUCAGAGAUGGGACUCUCGUGGGGUGAGGCGCAGAUGGCAGCCAAAGACUGGGAUAGAUGGAAGACUAUCAUCGAUGCCUUAUGCCCCAUCAGGGGCAAAGACGAUAAGUAAGUCAUUUCCUCAAGUGUGAUGGCCAAAAAUAUGGCAUCAAAAAAAAACAAACAAACAAACAAACAAACAAAAAAAACAGGCGAUCGUUACUAUAAAACCAGUGUUUCAUAAUAUAGUAUAGUAUUUUAGAGUAUGAAGUCAGUCUCUGUCUCCUCUCUUUUUCUAACCAACCCAGCAUCUUGCACACCUUGGAUUAGAAUCUAUGUUCUGUAAAAACUUGUGUAUAGAAUGAAUAUCAUAUCAGCAUAAUUAUACCUGGUUCUUGACCAUAAUACCCUGGUUUUAAUUAUACCAUGUAAAAUAAGAACAUGUGUCCUGUGAAUACUAAAAAUGCUUUGCUUUCAAAAAUGAAUAUUAUUGUGACUUGCAACAUUUUUGCAUGUUAUUUUUGUUUUGUAACUUUACUUUGAUCAAUGCAAAGUGGAAUACAUGUAAAAGUGU
Molecule: messenger RNA, 3076 nt
Organism: Myripristis murdjan (pinecone soldierfish)
Lineage: Eukaryota; Metazoa; Chordata; Actinopteri; Holocentriformes; Holocentridae
Product: tripartite motif-containing protein 35-like
Exons: 2
Coding region: 21-1952 (643 amino acids)
Molecular function (GO): zinc ion binding
Source: RefSeq, a predicted model, not a curated record